Molecule: messenger RNA, 1121 nt
Organism: Argentina anserina (silverweed cinquefoil)
Lineage: Eukaryota; Viridiplantae; Streptophyta; Magnoliopsida; Rosales; Rosaceae
Product: 40S ribosomal protein SA-like
Exons: 5
Coding region: 77-967 (296 amino acids)
Biological process (GO): cytoplasmic translation; ribosomal small subunit assembly
Cellular component (GO): ribosome; cytosolic small ribosomal subunit; 90S preribosome
Molecular function (GO): structural constituent of ribosome
Source: RefSeq, a predicted model, not a curated record
GGGGCGGAGCCGUUUUCAACUCUUCAGAGAUCCUCAACCCACCUCUACUCUCUCUCUCCGUCGAGUUGAACCAGCUAUGGCGACCACAGCUCCCGCCCCUCCACGUCAGCUCUCCCAGAAGGAGGCCGACAUCCAGAUGAUGUUGGCCGCCGAAGUCCACCUCGGCACCAAAAACUGCGACUUCCAGAUGGAGCGUUACGUCUUCAAGCGCCGCAACGACGGGAUUUAUAUUAUCAAUCUUGGAAAGACAUGGGAGAAGCUUCAGCUAGCUGCUAGGGUUAUUGUUGCUAUUGAAAACCCUAAGGACAUUAUUGUCCAGUCUGCUAGGCCUUAUGGCCAGAGGGCUGUCCUCAAGUUUGCUCAGCACACUGGUGCUAAUGCCAUUGCCGGACGCCAUACUCCCGGUACAUUCACCAAUCAGCUCCAGACUUCCUUCAACGAGCCCCGGCUCCUCAUCCUGACUGACCCAAGAACCGACCACCAGCCGAUCAAGGAAGCUGCGCUUGGGAACAUUCCCACCAUUGCUUUCUGCGACACUGACUCACCAAUGCGGUAUGUUGACAUUGGCAUUCCGGCUAAUAACAAGGGGAAGCACAGCAUUGGGUGUCUGUUCUGGCUGCUGGCAAGGAUGGUUCUGCAAAUGCGCGGUUCCCUAAGGCCAGGAUAUAAGUGGGAUGUCAUGGUGGAUCUGUUCUUCUACAGAGAGCCUGAGGAGGCCAAGCAACAAGAGGAGGAAGAAGCAGUGCAAGCUCCGGAGUACAUUGAAUAUUCUGGUGGUCUUGGUACCGAUCAGUGGCCUACCCAAGGUGCUGAUGCUUCUUGGUCUGCUGAUGCCCCAGCUAUUCCAGCAGUUACUGCAGAACAAGGUGCGGGACAAGACGGUUGGGAUGCUGCUGCAGCACCAGUGGUUGCAGCUCCUAUCCUUGAAGGUGGUACAACCGUAGUGCCCAGUGGUUGGGAUAUGUGAUGGAAGAAGAUUACUUUCUGAUGCUUGAGUAAUUUAAAUAUGUUUCUUUGAAUCACAAUAGUUUAUACGAUAACUCCUUUUGUAUCGGGAUAUUUGCUUUUGUUUUAGAUUCUUUCUUAAUUUGGAAAGAGGAUACCAGAGGCUGCAGUUGCAA